UUACGCAUUCACCUCAGAAUAUGAUUUAACUACAGGCAAAAGUCGUAUUCUUAAUUUAGAAACAAACACUUUCUGUUCAGCUGGGUCUUUCAUCGAAAAAAAAGUGAGGUCUAAUUGUAUUAUGGGCCAUACUAUUAAAUCGGAAGAGCGUCAGACAUUAUGGCCAAACUUAGCCCAGGAUAUUGACUAUGAAAAAAAAUAUAUAUAA
Molecule: messenger RNA, 208 nt
Organism: Dentiscutata heterogama
Lineage: Eukaryota; Fungi; Glomeromycota; Glomeromycetes; Diversisporales; Gigasporaceae
Source: the annotation of a GenBank genome assembly